This is a messenger RNA of Ascoidea rubescens DSM 1968, 455 nucleotides long. RefSeq names its product 60S ribosomal protein eL22. The record is from RefSeq and is a predicted model, not a curated record. Gene Ontology annotation, cellular component: ribosome. Gene Ontology annotation, molecular function: RNA binding; structural constituent of ribosome. NCBI's taxonomy places the organism in Eukaryota, Fungi, Ascomycota, Saccharomycetes, Ascoideales, Ascoideaceae. Gene Ontology annotation, biological process: cytoplasmic translation. The coding region runs from base 1 to 354 and encodes 117 amino acids. The transcript is spliced from 2 exons.
AUGGCUCCAAUUAAAUCCAAGAAAAGUGCUGUUAAGAAAUUCACUGUUGACUGUUCAGGUCCAUCGGACAAUGGUGUAUUUGACACCUCAUCUUAUGCCAAAUAUUUGAUUGACCACAUCAAACUCGACGGCAGAGUCGGUAAUUUAGGCGAUGAUGUUAUUGUUGAAACCAAGGGUGCCACUGUUAUUGUUGCUUCCAAGGCUAAAUUCUCUGGUAAAUACUUGAAAUACUUAACCAAAAGAUACUUGAAGAAAAACCAAAUCAGAGACUGGAUCAGAUUUGUUUCCAUCAAACAAAACCAGUACGAGUUGAAAUUCUACUCCACCGCUGUUGAAGAUGAAGACGACGAAUAAACAACACGAGCCAACCAAUGAAACGGUUACUCACUAAACAAAUAUAUAGCUGUCAAUGUAACGACCACUCUAAAAGCCUUGACUGUGUGUCUUCGCGCUCC